Pectinophora gossypiella (pink bollworm) is the source of this 1131-nucleotide messenger RNA. RefSeq lists its product as uncharacterized. The transcript has 3 exons. The record is from RefSeq and is a predicted model, not a curated record. Bases 1 to 1131 code for a protein of 376 amino acids. Lineage: Eukaryota; Metazoa; Arthropoda; Insecta; Lepidoptera; Gelechiidae.
AUGUCAAUUGGCAAAUUAGAAACGUUUGACCUUGGCAAGGACAGUUGGGACUCAUACAUUGAUCGUUUGGAGCAGUAUUUUGUGGUCAACGAUGUUAAGGAGGCGUUGAAAGUAGCAACCUUGAUUACAGUUAUUGGCAGUGAAGCUUAUGAGCUACUGGUGAAUCUGUGCACCCCAGCUAAACCAUCGAGCAAGACUUACAGUGACCUUGUGUCAAUAAUGAAAGGUCAUAUACAACCCAAGCCCAGUAUUUUAGCACAACGUUAUAUUUUUCGGCAACGUUCACAACGAAGGGACGAAAGUAUUGCGGAGUACGUGGCAGAGUUAAAGAAAUUAACUAAACACUGUGGAUUUACAUCGCAGAAUUUAUCAGAAAACUUACGCGAUCAGUUCGUAUGCGGCUUAUCAAAUGAUAGCAUCAGACAGCGGCUGUUCACAGAGGAGGACAUCGGGUUCGAAAGAGCAUAUAAAUUAGCUAUCAGCAUGGAAGCCGCCGAGGCGAAUGCAGCAAUCGUAGAAAAUCGUACAAAGAGAUGCGAACAAUUUACCCCGCCAAACGAGUCAGCUGUGCAUAAGGUGUUAUCAGUGAAAGAUAACGGGCGGCGCGGGGAGUCGCAGCGCAGCAGAGGCGGGAGCGGCGGCGCGGCCAGCUAUAAUGGCCGGCCGAGCGGUCGCAUAGUGCGCGGCGCGAACCCGGCAGCGAUCGGCGCUGGAGUAAACAACAACAAUAGAAACCGAGCUGGCAUUGUUAAAAUGAAGAGUUUGGCGCGAAGUGUGAUGUGGUGGCCGGGCAUCGACGCAGACAUCGAAGCAGCGUGUCGCGAGUGCGCCGUGUGCGUCGCUGAGAGCCCCGCACCCCCGCGCGCCCCGCCGCAGCCCUGGCCACAUGUCGCAGAGCCUUGGUCUAGGUUGCACCUAGAUUUCCUAGAAUCUGUUUCGGAGAGUGAGUCAGCCGAGACGCUAGACGGGGACAUUGAGAACCCGGGCGAUAGUCGAGUGCAGGCUCCUUCGACGAGCGAUGGCGGCCAAUCCUCCAACCCGACCGUCCCGCUCGCUGCCGCUCGGCGUCCUGGUCUUAGACCUAGAGAUAUGCUCCGAUCCGUUACGAGAUACGGUUUCGAAAUCGAUUGA